Molecule: messenger RNA, 933 nt
Organism: Asparagus officinalis (garden asparagus)
Lineage: Eukaryota; Viridiplantae; Streptophyta; Magnoliopsida; Asparagales; Asparagaceae
Exons: 2
Coding region: 1-933 (310 amino acids)
Source: RefSeq, a predicted model, not a curated record
AUGAAUUUGGCUUCGGAAACUCAAAAUGUGGAAGUGUACUCUCAAGAUGGUGAGAGGGCCAAAAAGGCUAGGCGUGACUACGUAAUAUGGUCAGAACAAGAGAAUAGAGAGCUACUAAGGUUUUUAGUGGAGGAGGUGAAGAAUGACAACAAGAUGGAUAAUGACAACUUCAAGAAAUAUACCAUCACACAAAAUGUGUUGCCAUUCAUGAAUGCUAAAUUUGGAAAAACUUUUAAAUUUGAUCAUGUAAAGAAUAAGAUCAAAAGUUGGAAGAGGAAGAUUGAACCAAUUGAAUUACUAUUGAGGAACAAUUCCAGGUUUGGUUGGGACCCAAUAUCUCAGAGAAUUACUUGCUCCGCUGAGGCUCAUCCUAAUACACCAAUGCUUAAAGAUAAGUUGUUUGAAAAUUUAGAGGAUAUGCAGAUGGUGGUGGGUAGCCACUCAGCUAGUGGGAGAGCUGCUGGAGGCUUAGGUUGUGAGGGGGUAGAGAGUGUGUCAUUACAUAAUGCAUUGGGUGAGAGUAUAUUGGAUGAUGACAUUGGACUUGAUGCUAUGGGUGAAGCAGAACCUACCCAGCCACCAGUAGAUCCUCCACCACCUCCCCCUAAUUGCACUCCAGGCCCUACCACUCCCGUGGCUGAAUCUAUUCCAUCGACCUCUAGCACGAGCAGAAAUAUUCGUAAAGCACCUUCCCGCACCACCGCCUCUGUAUUGUCUCAACCCGCCGUGCAAGAAAUGGCGAGUGGAAUUACAAUUAUAAGUAAGGCUUUACAAGAGUUAGUCACAGAGGUGAGGUUGUUGCGAAGCCGCAACCAACCGUGGGUCGAGGGAGUGGCUUCAAUUCCAGAAUUUACCGAUGAAGAACGAUUGACUGUCCUUAGUCAAAAUAUUUCCCAAGACGUGAAUGAUAUGUUUGUGAAGAUGAAUGAUUAA